AUGCCACGUCGAUUGGAUUACGUGUACGGCGAUAAGCCCGAGAUUUCCUCGCCCACCACAGCCCGGGCAGUCGAAAGCGUCUCGUCGAUUUCGACCGCGGCUCAAUCGCCGGAGAUUGGCGGUCUCGGUCGCACUAUCGCGUCGCCCUCGACGAGCAGUGGCGCACGACCUACGGCACCGUAUCGCGCACAACUACCAGAAAGGGACUAUGAUGACUAUGUGAGCUCCUUGACUGUGCUCUGGGCUGCCAAGAGUGGGAUGUGGUAUGCCUGGGAUCGGCCGCGUUGCGCGUGCGCUGGGCCCGCGUAUAACGUCAUAGGCUAUCUAUCUCGCAGCGGAGAGGGCCAGCGGGCUCGUCGGCAUUCGGCAUCGGCAAAGGUUGCUACAUGGGGCUACAUCACGUACUUCAGCCGCCUAGCCUUAGCUGUGUAGUGCCUGGUCUAGCUGUGAAGUGGACACUGUUCGAUCGUUUCGGCUGACACCCCUCUUUGCUCCCUCAGACCCCGUCCAUUUCGCCCGCCAAUGUCAGCUUGCUGCACGAACGCGUGAGUCUAGGGGGGGCACCGACGACACUUCAGAGUCGGUCUCAGCGCACCUCGUGCGCAACUUUGAAGGCCAACUUUUCCUCGGCGUCUUAUAGGUUUUCCCAUCAACUGACUUUGUCUUCUUCCGUAUUCCACUUCCAUCUAUCUUGUCGCACUCCCUGAUGAUCACACAGCUACAAAUCCUGACGGCGUCACAACGUCUGGCCAUCACUUUUCACCCGCCAAGGGGUUCGUCCGAACGCGAUGAUUCAGGAGACCCUCUCUCGAUCAGCCCCCGUCCCUCGGCUAGUCCGCCAGCGACCACUUCCCAGGCCGCUUCGUUGAGGCUACAAGAAUUGGCGAGGAGUUUGCAAGUCCAGGCGGCGACGGAGAGGGAGCGGGUCGCUGAACAAUUGAGGACGAGCACCGCGACUUCUGUGGGAUGGGUUGGAACGACGAGUUUUUCGACUGGACCGGCUGGAUCACCUUUGGUUAUGCGCGAGCGGUAUUCACGGGGAAGAAACACAGGGGUUACAGUCGAUCAUGCACCAGAAGAGGACGAAAGUGGAUCCAGCCAGGAUGAGGAUGACGAGGAGGAGGAUCAUGGAUUGGACGGCGACGUUAUCACAUUCGCGGAUCGGACCGUCCCGUCUGAGGAAGUUUUACAGAUGUGGUACGAUACAAGAAGAUUGGAAAUGGGGCAAGUCGAUGCGAAUGGGGUCAAGCAGACGAAAAGGACAUCGCAUUGCGGAACACUUGAAGGACGAUAG
Messenger RNA from Microbotryum saponariae, 1294 nucleotides. The record is from the annotation of a GenBank genome assembly. NCBI's taxonomy places the organism in Eukaryota, Fungi, Basidiomycota, Microbotryomycetes, Microbotryales, Microbotryaceae.